This is a messenger RNA of Lontra canadensis (Northern American river otter), 1292 nucleotides long. It is a transcript of the gene DHRS7, whose product is annotated as dehydrogenase/reductase 7. The record is from RefSeq and is a predicted model, not a curated record. Bases 60 to 1103 code for a protein of 347 amino acids. Lineage: Eukaryota; Metazoa; Chordata; Mammalia; Carnivora; Mustelidae. The transcript is spliced from 7 exons. Gene Ontology annotation, molecular function: oxidoreductase activity.
GUCUGUGCGCUCCUGCGCGGUCAGUCUUCUUCCCGCCGAACCCGGCGCGCGCGGCCGCGAUGAGCUGGGAGUUGCUACUGUGGCUGCUGGCGCUGUGCGCGCUCGUCGCGCUCGUGGUGCAGCUACUGCGCUUCCUGCGGGCCGACGGCGACAUGACCCUGCUGUGGGCCGAGUGGCAGGGGCGACGCCCAGAAUGGGAGCUGACCGAUAUGGUGAUAUGGGUGACUGGAGCGUCGAGUGGGAUCGGUGAGGAGCUGGCUUACCAGCUGUCUAAACUGGGAGUGUCCCUUGUGCUGUCCGCCAGAAGAGUGCAGGAGCUGGAAAGGGUGAAGAGAAGGUGCCUUGAGAAUGGCAAUUUAAAAGAAAAAGAUAUACUCAUUUUGCCACUUGACCUGACUGACAGAAGUUCCCAUGAAGCCGCUACCAAAGUGGUUCUCCAGGAGUUUGGUAAAAUCGACAUUCUGGUCAACAAUGCGGGAAGAUCCCAGCGUUCUUUGGGUGUGGACACCAGCCUGGAUGUCUUCAAAGAGCUGAUAGAACUUAACUAUUUAGGGACGGUGUCCUUGACAUUGUGUGUUUUGCCUCACAUGAUCGAGAGGAAGCAAGGAAAGAUUGUUACCGUGAAUAGCCUCCUGGGUAUCAUAUCUGCACCCCUUUGUACUGGAUACUGUGCCAGCAAACAUGCUCUGCGGGGUUUUUUUAACUGCCUCCGAACUGAACUUGCUACAUACCCAGGUAUAGUUGUAUCUAACAUUUGUCCAGGACCUGUGCAAUCAAAUAUUGUGAAGAAUUCCCUAGUUGGAGAUGUCCAAAAGACCAUAGGCAUUGAUACUGACCAAUCCCACAAGAUGGCGACCAGUCGUUGUGUGCGGCUGAUGUUAAUCAGCAUGGCCAAUGACUUGAAAGAAGUUUGGAUCACGUAUCAGCCUUUUUUAUUAAUAACGUAUUUGUGGCAAUAUAUGCCAACCUGGGCCUGGUGGAUAACCAACAAAUUAGGGAAGAAAAGGAUUGAGAACUUUAAGAAUGGUUUGAUUGGGUUUGACCUGAAUUUCUACCAUAUUAAAUGUCAAAACAAAACAGCACAAAGUUUGAAAAUACUAUAAAAUUUAAUAUUUCAAAUAAAUAAAUAUACAUUAUGCAACCUUCAACAGGAUCUAUUAUCGUCACAUAAAAACACUGAUAUGUGUGUAUAUCUUCUAGGAAUGUUAAAAUUACAUAGUUGUUGACUUCUAUAAAGCAAGCCACCUAUCACAUAUUUAAGAAAGCAUUAAUAAAUUCAUUACUUAAUCUCA